AUGGGGCGUGAGGACGGAAUCAUGUUGAAUGUCCAACACUCCAUGCCGGAGACCUCUUCCCUGGAUGCCGCCCCACAAAAGUCAGGUACGGUGCAGGACAAGCAAGAUAUGUGGCGUGUCGGGCGAGAUCAGGAACUAAACGGAGGUAUGAUUUAUACCUACCUGGGAGGCCUGGUAGGGUUCAGCUUUGUGAUCCUCUCAAUGGCUGAGAUGGCUUCCAUGGCCCCAUUGUCCGGUGGCCAGUAUCAUUGGGUGUCGGAAUUCGCACCUCCUAGUGCCCAGGCCCUAUUGAGUUACAUUACUGGAUGGAUUUGCGUGUUGGGCUGGCACACCGGUAUCGCAGGAUGCUGCUAUACAGUCGCUAACAUGAUGGUUGGCGUGGUUGCCAUAAACUAUCCGGACACGUACACCUAUAAGCCAUGGCAUGUCACACUGCUUGUCAUUGUGGUGGCCCUGGUAGCCUUCAUGUUUAACACAUUCCUAGCCCAAAAGCUCCCUUUGAUCGAAGGUAUCAUCUUGUUUGUGCACUGCUUCGGCUUCUUUGGAAUUUUGAUCCCACUUUGGGUGUUGUCUUCUAGGGUUCCUGCUUCAAAGGUAUUUGGUUCCAUUGAGGACCGGGGUGGAUGGGGUAACAAUGGACUCUCGUGCAUGGCAGGGCUGGUUGGGCCCAUCUAUGCAUUGAUUGGUCCUGACUCGGCAGUUCAUAUGGCGGAGGAAAUUCGAGAUGCAUCGCGAGUACUUCCCAUGAGCAUGGUUUGGACUCUGAUUCUCAACGGGUCCACCGGCUUGGUCAUGAUAAUCACAUUUGCAUUUUGUGUGGGUGAUAUCGAUGAAGUGCUCAAGUCUGAAACAGGCUUCCCAUUCAUUCAGGUCUUCCUAAAUUCCACCGGAUCAGUCAGAGCCACGACAGGAAUGACAGUAGUGAUCAUGAUCAUGCAAUUUUGCGCGGCAAUCAGUAAUGUCGCCACAACCUCUCGUCAGAUCUACUCUUUUGCCCGGGAUAAGGGUCUUCCUUUUUCCGAUUUCUUAGCACAUGUUAACCCAACCUUUACCGUUCCACUGAAUGCCCUUUGCAUCAGUCUCGUUAUCGUCUGUCUCCUCUCCCUAAUCAAUAUUGGGUCUUCUGUGGCUUUCAAUGCCAUUAUGUCCCUCGGCACAGCCGCCCUUCUGUCCUCCUACAUUAUAUCCAUCACCUGCGUUCGUCUUCGACGCUGGCGCAAUCAGCCCCUACCACCGGCACGUUGGACCAUGGGAAAGUUCACCCCCAUCUGUGACACAAUUUCCAUCAUGGUUUUACUAGUGAUAUGGAUCUUCAGUUUCUUUCCACUGAACAAGGAUGUGGACCCGACUACCAUGAAUUGGAGUGUGGUCAUCUUUGGGGGCGUUGUUGCGGUCUCACUUGGGUAUUAUGUAAUUUAUGCCCGGAGAGUCUACAAAGGUCCAGUGAUGCGGGUAAGAAUGAUGCAGGAAUAA
Penicillium expansum is the source of this 1473-nucleotide messenger RNA. Its product is annotated as Amino acid/polyamine transporter I. Bases 1 to 1473 code for a protein of 490 amino acids. Gene Ontology annotation, molecular function: transmembrane transporter activity. The transcript is spliced from 6 exons. NCBI's taxonomy places the organism in Eukaryota, Fungi, Ascomycota, Eurotiomycetes, Eurotiales, Aspergillaceae. Gene Ontology annotation, biological process: transmembrane transport. The record is from RefSeq and is a predicted model, not a curated record. Gene Ontology annotation, cellular component: membrane.